ACCACGUUGAAGUCCCAUCUUGCAUACGCCCUCUCCCAACCUGUGGUUAUUUGUUCUAUGAUCCACCAUGAACCUCAAUAGCAUUUCAUUCCCGUCAGCCUCUUCUUCCGCUGUCCACCAGUCUGCCGACCCCGCCCGUCGCACCGCCGAAGCGAAGGCUGCCUUUGUCGGCUCGCUCAAGUCGACAGGUGCCAGCAGCAUCACCGAAUUCUACUCACGAGCCGAUGAUAUCCACACAAACUCCAAAGCACUCGCCAAACAAGAGGAGACUGUGCAAAAGGAGACAAAAAAACUUGCCAAGGAGAAUGACUCGCUUGAAAAGUUCCUGGACAAGACGGCCAUGGAGUUUUCAGGACUCAAAGACCUCGAGGCGUUGAUGGCAGAACUUGAAGCUGAUUUUGGCUUGAUUGAAGAGACUCUUCGUCUGGUCGAGGCUGACGAUCAAGAGGAGGUUGAUUCAGAGACACGGCCAGACCAAUCGGACUCAACUGGUUAAAAGACUGGACUCACUAGAGAAAGCUACAUAUCUCGCCCUGGUACUCAUUCGCGUAUAACAUCUGGUGUGAGAACAUGAGUGUGUAUUCAUCUCAUAUUCACAAGCCAAAUGGGAUGGAAGACUGUUCAAUACGCGGAGUAUCGACCACAAGCGAUAGUUCCCCGCUAUUGUAGGCUUAAGAAUUUAGUGGAUCUUUGUGGUCGCCAAUGCCUGACGCCCCC
Messenger RNA from Exophiala mesophila, 717 nucleotides. RefSeq lists its product as uncharacterized. Lineage: Eukaryota; Fungi; Ascomycota; Eurotiomycetes; Chaetothyriales; Herpotrichiellaceae. The transcript has a single exon. The coding region runs from base 68 to 496 and encodes 142 amino acids. The record is from RefSeq and is a predicted model, not a curated record.